Molecule: messenger RNA, 3443 nt
Organism: Coregonus sp. 'balchen'
Lineage: Eukaryota; Metazoa; Chordata; Actinopteri; Salmoniformes; Salmonidae
Source: the annotation of a GenBank genome assembly
CUUUUAUUUUGAAAAUCUCAGAAAUUCCGUGACCCAGAAGUACUUUAUAAGUGUUUCUGAGGAGACGCUAAUUGGUACGCUGUUUUUUGUUGUUGUUAGCUACUAGGAGCUUCCUUCCUUGAUGAAUUUGGAGACUCGUCUUGCUAAUGUUUUUGUAAUGCCAAAACAAUUGUGCAAAAAAUUAUAAGGCGCCGAUAUACGGAACUUUUGGUUCAGAGCAAGCAACUGGAUAUCAGCUCUGUACCUUUUUUUUUUUUUUGUAACGGCAGCUAGGUAGGAAGGAUCAUUCAUUCAGUGUGACAAGUAGCAUGGCGUCCAGUGGCGGUUCAACAACAACUGUCGGAGAUAUUGAGGAGGACGCUUCUCAGCUACUUUUCCCCAAAGGUUCGUAUCCAACUUAUUUAUGUUAACUAGAUUGAAUAUUACGAUUCACUUAAUUCACUUAAAACCCACCCCUCCCCUGUGUUCUUCAGAGUUCGAGAACGCGGAGACACUUCUAAACUCUGAGGUACACAUGCUUCUGGAGCAUCGCAAGCAGCAGAACGAGAGUGCAGAGGACGAACAAGAGCUAUCGGAGGUCUUCAUGAAAACUCUGAAUUAUACUGCACGUUUCAGCCGGUUCAAAAACAGAGAAACUAUCGCAAGUGUUCGCAGGUCAGUGUAACUGUUGUCACUAUCACAACCAAAAACAAACGUCAAUACCUUAUAAAAGUAUAUGUACAUUUAUAUGGUGGUGAAUGUGUUUAUUAACUUUUCGUGAUGACUGCAAUUAUUGUCCUGUAUCCCACAGCUUGCUCUUGCAGAAGAAGCUGCAUAAGUUUGAGCUGGCCAGUUUGGCCAACCUUUGUCCAGAAGCAGCGGAGGAGGCCAAAGCCCUCAUCCCUAGGUAAGACCUGCUGUUACUGUCUCCUCACUUAUCACCACCCUCUAAACCAGGGGUUCCCAAACUGCGGGGAGGGGGGGUGGGGUGUCGUCAGUCUGGCUUUCAACAUACUCUAGAAAGUUGUAAUGGUAGAAUGCACAAGGUGCAAUUUCGAAAUUGGGUAGUGUAUCAUCAGUUUUCCUCUUGUCAUGUCAGUCAUUGCAUACCUUAAAGAGCUAUUUUAUAACUUGUCAAAAAUGUCCAGAUCAACUAGCCCAUGUCAGUUAAUGUUUUUUAUCUAAGUUUUUUAGCCUGAAGAUUUUGUUGAAAUGUUUGAGUCACUGAAAUAUCACAUAAACACAUAUUAGACAUGGCAAAAUGUAUAGAAUUGCAAGAAAAUUUGCUUUAAAACUGCAACAUUUUCUCUGCACCCCAUGACAAAAUGUGUAGAAUUGCAGAAAAUAAGCUUUAAACCUGCAACAUGUUCUCUCCGCCAACAAGAGGGGUGUGAACAGUUUGUGUCAUGAACAGUGCUUGUGCCCAUAGAAAUAGACGUGGAGCUUACGCAGGGGGGCGCUGGAUGUCCCCAAUGCUGGAAGGAGGGCCUGAGUGAAAAAGUGUAGGAACCCCUGCUCUAACCCAGACUCUAAACCUGGUCUCUAGUUGGGUAGCAGUCGGCUCUUGACCAGGAAAUCAGGCGUAAAAGUUUGGUAUAAAUUUAGUGACAGUAGUUGUGCUGUUUUGUUCUGAAGCCUGUUUUCUUCUGUCUGCAGUCUGGAGGGGCGGUUCGAGGAUGAAGAGCUGCAGCAAAUCCUUGAUGACAUUCAGACCAAGAGAAGUUUCCAGUACUAAGGACAAUUCCUCCUCAUCUGGCCUAUUCUAACCUAAACCCAUCGUUAUAAUGUCAGAAUAUACCCACCCAGAAGGACACAGUGCUUCCCAAAUGACACCCUAUUCCCUAUAUACACUACCGUUCAAAAGAUUGGGGUCACUUAGAAAUGUCCUUGUUUUCCAUGAAAACAUACAUGAAAUGAGUUAGAAUAGGAAAUAUAGCAAAAUGAAUAGGAAAUGUAGUCAUUGACAAGGUUAGAAAUAAUGAUUUUUAAUUUAAAUAAUAAUUGUGUCCUUCAAACUUUGCUUUCGUGAAAGAAUCCUCAAUUUGCAGCAAUUACAACCUUGCAGACCUUUGGCCUUCUAGUUGUCAAUUUGUUGAGGUAAUCUGAAGAGAUUUCACCCCAUGCUUCCUGAAGCACCUCCCACAAGUUGGAUUGGCUUGAUGGGCACUUCUUACGUACGCUCAAGCUGCUCCCACAACAGCUCAAUAGGGUUGAGAUCCAGUGACUGUGCUGGCCACUCCAUUAUAGACAGAAUACCAGCUGACUGCUUCUUCCCUAAAUAGUUAUUGCAUAGUGUGGAGCUGUGCUUUGGGUCAUUGUCCUGUUGUAGGAGGAAAUUGGCUCUAAUCAAGCGCAGUCCACAAGGUAUGGCGUUGCAAAAGGGAGUGGUAGCCUUCCUUCUUCAAGAUCCCUUUUACCCUGUACAAAUCUCCCACUUUACCACCACCAAAGCACCCCCAGACCAUCAACUUACCUCCACCAUGCUUGACAGAUGGCAUCAAGCACUCCUCCAGCAUCUUUUCAUUUGGCCUGCGUCUCACAAAUGUUCUUCUUUGUGAUCCGAACACCUCAAACUUAGAUUCGUCUGUCCAUAACACUUUCUUCCAAUCUUCCUCUGUCCAGUGUCUGUGUUCUUUUGCCCAUCUUAAUAUUUUAUUUUUAUUGGCCAGUCUGAGUUUGCUUUUUCUUUGCAACUCUGCCUAGAAGGUCAGCAUCCCGGAGUCGCCUCUUCACUGUUGACGUUGAGACUGGUGUUUUGCGGGUACUAUUUAAUGAAGCUGCCAGUUGAGGACCUGUGAGGCGUUUCUCAAACUAGACACUCUAAUGUAUUUGUCCUCUUGCACAAUUGUGCACCUGGGCCUCUCACUCCUCUUUCUAUUCUGGUUAGAGGCAGUUUGCACUGUUCUGUGAAGGGAGUAGUACACAGCGUUGUACGAGAUCUUCAGUUUCUUGGCAAUUUCUCGCAUGGAAUAGCCUACAUUUCUCAGAACAUGAAUAGACUGACGAGUUUCAGAAGAAAGUUAUUUGUUUCUGGCCAUUUUGAGCCUUUAAUCGAACCCACAAUUGCUGAUGCUCCAUAUACUCAACUAGUCUCAAGAAGGCCAGUUUUAUUGCUAAUUUAAUCAGCACAACAGUUUUCAGCUGUGCUAACAUAAUUGCAAAAGGGUUUUCUAAUGAUAAAUUAGCCUUUUAAAAUGAUAAACUUGGAUUAGCAAACACAACGUGCCAUUGGAACACAGGACUGAUGGUUGCUGAUAAUGGGCCUCUGUACGCCUAUGUAGAUAUUCCAUUAAAAAUCAGCCGUUUCCAGCUACAAUAGCCAUUUACAACAUUAACAAUGUCUACACUGUAUUUCUGUUCAAUUUGAUGUUAUUUUAAUGGACAAAAAAAACUAUUGAACGGUAGUGUAUAUAGUGCACUACUUUGGACCGUUCUCCCCAGGAUGGGUACCGCCAGAUCAGACU